AUGGGAAAAGGAACGGACAAACUCUAUAUAACGCACUCGGAAUGGGCUUCGAGCGACGCCUACUCAGCGUCAGCCGGCUCCGGUGUUCGCGCAGGUGCUGAUAGCAAAGCCGCACAGGCGGGUUUCAAACGACUUCCAUUCAAUUUCUGCGCUUUGAGCCUUCAACCCUUCGUAACGCCCGUAUGCACCGCGGCUGGGGUAAUAUUCGACCAUGAGAAUAUACUAAGAUGGCUGUUGAAACAUGAGACGAACCCCACAGACGGUACACCGUUGAAACAGGCGGAUUUGAUCAAGCUUGAGUUCGCAAAGAAUGCGCAGGACGAAUACGUUGAUCCAGUCACUUACAAGGUCUUCACUGACAACACGCAUAUUGUCGCGAUCCGGCAUGGCGGCUCGGCCAAUGUUUUUGCCUACGAUACGGUCGAGCGGUUGAAUAUCAAGGCCAAAAUGUGGCGGGACCUUGUAACGGAUGAAGAGUUCUCCCGCAAGGAUCUCAUCACUUUGCAGGAUCCUCAAAACGUGGAGUUGAGGAAUCUGAGUUCGUUCAAGUACCUGAAAGACGGCGAAGACUCGGGUGUACCCAAAGAAGAAGCGUCAAUCAACUCUGCAUCGCUGGGAAGUGCCGCGGAGUUGAAGAUCAUGAAUGCGAAGGAAGCGGUGGCGAAAGCACGUGCAGAGAGGGCAAAUGCACAGCUCUCCAAAGGGGGCGAUUCCAAGUCUUCUACAAAUUUGUCAAAGAACACGAAAUCAUCCAGCAAUCAUACACAGUCCAAACCGACCCCCUACAACGCGACACAACACACGACCGGCCUUGCCGCUGCCAGCUUCACAUCUACUGGUGUAACACCGCACACGUCAGCAGCUCUAGCAUUAAUGUCCGACGAAGAGUAUCUCCUGAAACGAGGCCGAGUCAAGGAAAAGGGCUACGUCCGCUUGACCACAACACUUGGCUCCUUAUACCUGACACUCCUCCCAGAACACGCCCCAAAGGCAGUGUGGAACUUUACUCGGCUAAUCCAAAAAGGAUACUACAAUGGUGUAACCUUCCACCGAAACAUCCGGAACUUCAUGUUGCAAGGUGGCGACCCGACAGGAACCGGGAAGGGUGGACAGAGCAUCUGGGGCCGCAACUUCAGCGACGAGUUCGAAGGACCACUGAAGCACGACGCGCGCGGAACGCUCAGCAUGGCGAACAAAGGAAAGGACACCAACAGCAGCCAGUUCUUCAUCGCAUACCGGCCAGCUCGCCACCUGGACCGGAAACACACAAUCUUCGGCCACGUGGACCUCAAUCCGGAUGACGAAUCAGGCCAGGAAUCUACACGUACGCUGAAAGCCUUGGAAGAUUCCCCCGUCGACAGCGGUGAUCGGCCGAAAGAGGAGAUUCAGAUCCUCGAAGCCAGGGUCUUCAUCGACCCAUUCGAGGAGUUUUGGAAGAACAAGAAGGACUCGGAUGAGAAAGAGCGUAAGAUCGAGGAAACGAGGAAACUAGAUCGCACAACGUGGACGGGGAAACGUAUUCGAGAUGGUGCCGCCAGUAAUGACUCUGAUGGCGACGGCGGUGGUGGCGUGGGCAGAUAUCUGAAAGCCUCGCUUGCCAAUACCCAGUCACAAGCCCAUGCUGGAAAUGGGGAUGACGAUGAGAUCUUGGAGUUUGUCGAUGACGAGCCUGAAGAGCCCGUUCGGAAGAAAACGAAAGGAAGAGGAGGUGGUGGGUUUGGAGAUUUCUCCGGCUGGUGA
Exophiala bonariae is the source of this 1740-nucleotide messenger RNA. It is a transcript of the gene CYP8, whose product is annotated as Peptidyl-prolyl cis-trans isomerase cyp8. Gene Ontology annotation, molecular function: peptidyl-prolyl cis-trans isomerase activity; ubiquitin protein ligase activity. The record is from RefSeq and is a predicted model, not a curated record. Gene Ontology annotation, cellular component: catalytic step 2 spliceosome. Gene Ontology annotation, biological process: protein peptidyl-prolyl isomerization; protein polyubiquitination; protein folding. NCBI's taxonomy places the organism in Eukaryota, Fungi, Ascomycota, Eurotiomycetes, Chaetothyriales, Herpotrichiellaceae. The coding region runs from base 1 to 1740 and encodes 579 amino acids. The transcript has 3 exons.